AUGCACGGGCACGGGCAUGGACACGGGCACGAGCAGAAGAAGAGCAAGCAGAAGACCGGGAUCCGGACCCUCUGCCCAAACUUCGACCGGGAAGACGCCCUCGAUACCGUCUUCGAAGUCCCGGUCCCGGAGGAAAUGUUCGCCGGCCUCGGCAACAGCCUGGCCCUCCGCUGGCAGAACAUGGCCACCUGGAUGAAGGCCCAGACCCCCGACAAAUGGUCGUCCCCGAUCAUCGCCGGUCGCUACAACGAGAUGAGCUUCCUCCUCUAUGUCGUCGCCUCCCCGCUCCUCCCCUUCCCCGUUCAGGUCGACCGCUCGAUCCACCGCCCCGUCAAGACCUCCUCCAUUGAGGCGUCGACGGCGAAGUACAUCGUGCAGCAGUACAUAGCCGCAACGGGCGGGCAGCCCGCGCUCAACGCCGUCAACAGCAUGUGCGUGAUCGGGCAGGUGAGGAUCAGCUCAUCUGAGUUCCACCAGGGCGACAAAAACGUCAAGAUCCGGAGCAAUCAGGAAGCCGGUGGGUUCGUCCUGUGGCACCAAAAUCCCGAUCUCUGGUGCCUCGAGCUUCUCAUCUCCGGCUGCAAGGUCAUCUCCGGCAGCAACGGCGACAUCUCGUGGCGGCAAUCCUCGAAUCAGCAACGCCCGAUUUCGAAGGGCCCUGCCCGCCCCCUCCGCCGCUUCUUGCAGGGCCUGGACCCCCGAGCCACCGCGAAUCUCUUCAUCGACGCCGUCUGCAUCGGCGAGAAGAUCAUCAACGACGAGGAUUGCUUCAUCCUGAAGAUGGACGCGAGCCAGGCGACGCUGGAGGCGCAAUGUGGCCCCAAAUACGAGAUCAUCCACCACACCAUUUGGGGAUACUUCAGCCAGAGAUCGGGCCUCCUGGUUAAGUUCGAGGAUUCUCGACUGCUUUCGGUUAAGACCAGCAAGGAAGACGGAGACGUCUUCUGGGAGACAAGCUCCGAAUCUGUAAUCGAGGACUACAAGUAUGUCGAUGGAGUUAACAUCGCCCACAGCGGCAAGACCAAUUUUACCGUUUUCAGAUAUGGCGAGCAGUCGGCGAACCAUAAGAGGGAGCUGCAGGAGUCGUGGAAGAUUGAGGAGGUCGGGUUUAAUGCCAAGGGCUUGAAGGCUGAGUUCUUCAUGCCACCUACAGAAUUUCAUAAAAAAACAGCAAAACACUGUUAG
Andrographis paniculata is the source of this 1185-nucleotide messenger RNA. RefSeq lists its product as uncharacterized. The transcript is spliced from 2 exons. Bases 1 to 1185 code for a protein of 394 amino acids. NCBI's taxonomy places the organism in Eukaryota, Viridiplantae, Streptophyta, Magnoliopsida, Lamiales, Acanthaceae. The record is from RefSeq and is a predicted model, not a curated record.